AUGGCAGUGUCUAAUUUUAGUAGUGAAAAUGCAUCUUCUUCUACAUCUUCUUCUUCUUCUUCUUCAGAGAUAGUUUUCUUUGAUUUAGAAACAACAGUGCCUAACAAGGUUGGACAGAGGUUUUGGGUUCUGGAGUUUGGUGCAAUUGUAGUUUGUCCAAGGAAACUUGUUGAGUUGGAAAGCUAUUGUACCCUCAUUAGACCUAAGGAUUUGCAUGUUGUCGCGGUAAGGUCUGGCCGAGCUGAUGGAAUAACACGCGAAGCUGUUGCUGAUGCGCCUUCCUUUGAGGAUGUUGCUGACAAGAUAUUCAGCAUUUUAGAUGGAAGAAUAUGGGCAGGACAUAAUAUUCAAAGAUUUGACUGCAUUAGGAUUAAAGAAGCCUUUGCUGAGAUUGUUAGGCCUGCUCCUAAGCCGGUUGGGAUAAUUGAUUCAUUAGGAGUAUUGACAGAGAAAUUUGGCAGAAGAGCUGGAAAUAUGAAGAUGGCAACAUUGGCAUCUUAUUUUGGCCUUGGUCAACAAAAACACAGAAGCCUUGAUGAUGUUCGGAUGAACCUGGAAGUCCUCAAACAUUGUGCAACUGUCCUUUUUCUGGAAUCAAGCCUCCCAAGUAUAUUGGACGGCAAGUGGCAUACCAAUCCCAAUGUGACUACCCGAAGCAGGAGUAUCCUGGAGUCAAGCUUCCCUAGUUCAUUAAAUGAAAGACGGUAUGGUUCAUCCAUGACAUUAAGAAGCAGCCGAGGGAAAAAUCCAUGUGGAGAAGAAACAAGCCGGAAAUCUCCACCUACAUCAUUGACUUAUCGCCGGGCUGUUCCUUAUGCAACAGAAGGAAUUGGAAAGAUGACAGCAAGAGUAAAGAAUCUUCUUUGCAAAGCUCAAAACAAGCCUUUGAAUCACAUCUUACGACAUUCUCAAUCACUGCUCCGUGCUGGAUUCGUUCUCAGAAAAGCUGAUGAAACUGACAAAUGGUGCAUGGCUUCUGAUUACUCCAUACAAAACUUGGUGGAAGCUCAGAUGAAUUGA
Oldenlandia corymbosa var. corymbosa is the source of this 1020-nucleotide messenger RNA. The record is from the annotation of a GenBank genome assembly. Lineage: Eukaryota; Viridiplantae; Streptophyta; Magnoliopsida; Gentianales; Rubiaceae.